This is a messenger RNA of Puma concolor (puma), 2926 nucleotides long. The record is from RefSeq and is a predicted model, not a curated record. NCBI's taxonomy places the organism in Eukaryota, Metazoa, Chordata, Mammalia, Carnivora, Felidae.
AUGCCUCGGCAGGAGGUGACUUUUGAGCGGAGGCCUGAAGGAGGAGCCAGUCAUGCAAAGAUCUGGCGGAAGAGUGUUCUGGGCAGGAGGCAUAGCAAGGGCAAAGGUCCUGAGGUGGACGCCCUCUUCACGAUUCCCAGACCCGCUCGGGCCUCGCCGCCUGCUCGGCCUUCCCAGGUGUAUGACGUGCCGACCCAGAGCCGGGGUCCCCCGGUGCGGAAGGAGCCAGAGAAGCAGCAGUUAUAUGACGUACCCGCCGGCCCCCAAAAGGCAGGACUUGGUCCCUUGGCCAGCCAACCAAGUGGGCAGAGUGCUCCCCUGACGUCAGCGAUCGCCUUGAGGCAAGGCGGCUACAACACGUUACCGAGCCCUCAGAAAUCUGAGUGGAUUUAUGACACGCCAGUAUCUCCGGAAAAAGCUAGUACGAGAAACGCAUCUCUAAGCAGCUUUGCAGAAGGAUCGGGGCCCCACACUCCCCCCAGUAUAUGCUGCUCCCCCCAGUAUAUGUCCAGCCUCCGCUGUCCUCCAAAUAGCAGAGCAAGGUCCCUCGAUCCAUACCUGCACAAAAAUGUGCCCAUGCAGAAAAAACUCAGCCUUCCAGAAAUUCCUACGUAUAAAUUUCUGGCCUCGAGGGACACGUUCCCCUUGGACGAAGGUGUCGGCUACAAGGUUCCUUCCAGCUUUCUGAUUCCCCGAGCGGAACAGCAGAACACCAAGCCAAACAUUUAUGACAUCCCUAAAGCAACGCCGAGAGGCCCUCAGGCCCAGCACGAGCUGGGGAGUGCUGACGGGGCUUCAGAGAACGUCGCGGACCGUGGCUCCUCGUGGCUCUCGGGACGGCCACCAUUGCUGUCUCCGGAAGCGGACAGCCUGUCCGUUUCCAGCUCCGACAGCCGAGCCAGCAUUGUCUCCUGCUCCUCCACGGCCACGGACUCUUCGUCCAGCUCCUGCUCAGAGGAGGCAGGGAAGGAGCUCUGCUUGGACCUGGACUGGGCCCGAGAGACAGCAGCGUCUCUGCAGCACAAGGUGGCCGGCUCUGUCGCAAGCCUGAUGCUCUUUGUCAGCAGGAGGUGGAGGUUCAGAGACUAUCUGGAGGCCAACGUCAGUGCCAUCCGCAGGGCCGCCGACCACGUGGAGGAGUCUUUGAGGGCUUUCCUGGAUUUUGCCCGCACGGUCCGUGGGACCGCCUGCAACCUCAGUGACACUCACCUUCAGGCCAGAAUUAGGGACCAGCUACAGACGAUCUCCAACUCCUACCAGAUCCUGCUCGGAACAAAGGAGAGCCUGGAUAGCUGCAAUUGGUCCCUGGAAGUCCUCGUGACGGACAAAGCCCAAAAGAGCCCGGACGACCUCGAGAGAUUUGUCACGGUGGCACGGAUGGUUCCGGAAGACGUCAAGAGGUUUGCCUCCAUGGUCAUUGCCAACGGGAAGCUCCUUUUCAAGCAGAACUGUGAAAAGGGAGACACCUUGCAAGUGACCCCAGACGCACAAUUUAAGUUUGCCGAAUGCAUCCAGCUUCCCCGAAGAGAAAUGGAAUUAUACCAAAGAAGUGCUCCUUCUGAUAAACAGAAGGAGAGGGAGCACUCCCCUGAAAUACUAAAGAAAAACGGGACGAGUAUCUGUGAACAGAAGUUGCCUAAUCUAGAAGAGACAGGAAAACCCAUCUUGGAACAAAGGUUGGAUGAAAACAAAAACCUCGAAGCACAGCAUCCCUGUUCCCCCACCCCCCGGCCUCUGAGUCAGCAGAACCCUGAGAAGAGAUUCCACCUUUCUCAACACUGCCGGCUCUAUUUCGGGGCACUGUUCAAAGCCAUCGGCGUAUUUAACAGCAGCCUGAGCAACAGCCAGCCCCCCGAGAUCUUCAUCGCGCAGAGCAAGCUGGUCAUCAUGGUGGGACAGAAGCUGGUGGACACGCUGUGCCAGGAGACCCAGGAGAGGGACAUGCGCAACGAGAUUCUCUGUGGCAGCAGCCACCUUUGCAGCCUGCUCAAGAACCUCGCGCUGGCCACCAAGCACGCCGUGCUCAAGUACCCCAGCCCGGCAGCCCUGGGGCACCUCCAGGCCGAGGCCCAGAAGCUGGAACAACACACUCGGCAAUUCCGGGGGGCGCUGGAAUGAGCCUCCUUCCCCUGCCUUCUCCCUGUUCACCUCUUAGCUUCAACUUGCCAGUCCCCAGCCGUGCAACUGUGUCCUAUGCGAAAAGCCAGCCCGGGGCCACAGCCAUGGGCAGAAACAGCCACGGUGGCCAAAGCCGGUAUUGCCAAGGGCCAAGCUACCCCAGGACAUUGACUUGUCCCAUAGAGAGCCAGGUAUUAAGUAAGGACCUCGCUAAGGUUUUAGCACAGCAUGUGGGGUCGGCGUACCAAGUGAUGUGGUAGAAACCAAUUUUAUGUUGGUUGAAUGCACGCCUGUCUUAAAUUCACUCAUUCAACACUUAUUUAUUGGGCGUGUACUAUAUGUCAGAUUCUAGGUGCUGGGCGUAUAGCAGUGAAUCAGAGCCCUUGACCUCAGGGAGUUUACAAUCCAGUGGGGAGAGGGACAAAUGCUGGAGAGAUACAUAUACAACGUAUCAGGUGCUAGGGUGAAAGUCAAGGAGGAGAGACUUAUUUUCAGAUGAUCAAUUCCUAUUGCGACCGUUAGCAAAUGUUCUGUUUUUCAUUUUGGACUGACUUAAUUCUGUGAGAUUUGGUACAAAUUAUGUAUCUGCCUCUUACACUCUGUACAUAUUUGCUGUUUCAUCUUAACCAAGUUAAAGACGCAUGUUAUAUUUCCAACAUAACACGUUGUGUUGGGUUCCUUGUUAAUUUAUUUUGUGUAUCACAGAUUCUGUGUCGCUAAAUUCAGCAUGCCCAAUCAGAAAAGGCUGAUGCUUCAACAGUCUCAAAUCUGCUACCAUUUAUAACGUCAUGUAAAUAUAAUCGUGACU